Molecule: messenger RNA, 4620 nt
Organism: Octodon degus (degu)
Lineage: Eukaryota; Metazoa; Chordata; Mammalia; Rodentia; Octodontidae
Gene: Cpeb3
Product: cytoplasmic polyadenylation element binding protein 3
Exons: 11
Coding region: 96-2135 (679 amino acids)
Biological process (GO): negative regulation of cytoplasmic translation
Cellular component (GO): synapse; neuron projection; nucleus
Molecular function (GO): mRNA regulatory element binding translation repressor activity; translation factor activity, RNA binding; mRNA 3'-UTR binding
Source: RefSeq, a predicted model, not a curated record
CUUCCUCCCGGGAGGAGAAAAUGUCCUUCGGGUCGCUUUCCGGAAAGCAGCAGGAUGUACCGCUCCACUGUCACUAGCAACAAGCUGCGCAAACCAUGCAGGAUGAUUUACUGAUGGACAAAAGCAAAACCCAGCCCCAGCCCCAGCAGCAGCGGCAGCAGCAGCAGCAGCCCCAGCCCGAGCCCAGCGCAGCCGAAGCCCCGUCCACGCCCCUCUCACCGGAGACCCCCAAGCCGGAGGACAGCAGCGCAGUGCCGGCCCUUAGCCCCGCCGCGGCCCCGCCAGCCUCCAACGGCCCGGACAAGAUGCAGAUGGAAUCGCCACUCCUGCCGGGCUUGAGUUUCCAUCAGCCCCCUCAGCAGCCGCCGCCGCAAGAGCCCACGGCGCCCGGCGCGUCGCUGUCGCCGUCCUUUGGCAGCACCUGGUCCACAGGCACCACAAACGCGGUGGAGGACAGCUUCUUCCAAGGGAUCACCCCUGUCAACGGGACCAUGCUCUUCCAGAACUUCCCGCACCAUGUCAACCCAGUCUUCGGAGGCACCUUCUCCCCGCAGAUUGGCCUGGCGCAGACCCAGCACCACCAGCAGCCGCCACCACCAGCGCCGCAACCCGCGCAGCCCGCGCAGCCCCCACAGGCGCAGCCCCCACAGCAGCGCAGGUCGCCUGCCAGCCCCAGCCAGGCGCCCUAUGCGCAGAGGAGCGCCGCCGCCGCCUACGGCCACCAGCCCAUCAUGACCAGCAAGCCGUCCUCUUCUUCGGCCGCAGCAGCCGCCGCCGCCGCUGCAGCUGCCUCUUCGGCCUCGUCCAGCUGGAACACUCACCAAAGCGUGAAUGCCGCCUGGAGCGCGCCGUCCAACCCGUGGGGCGGCCUGCAGGCGGGUCGGGACCCUCGCCGGGCGGUGGGCGUAGGCGUGGGCGUGGGGGUUCCCUCCCCACUUAACCCUAUCUCGCCGCUGAAAAAGCCCUUCUCCAGCAAUGUGAUCGCGCCUCCCAAGUUCCCUCGUGCGGCCCCGCUCACCUCCAAGUCCUGGAUGGAGGAUAACGCUUUCCGGACCGAUAAUGGUAACAAUCUGUUACCAUUUCAGGACCGGAGUAGGCCCUAUGACACUUUUAACUUGCACUCGUUGGAGAACUCCUUAAUGGAUAUGAUAAGGACUGAUCAUGAGCCCCUGAAAGGCCGCAUGGGAAUAAAUUUCCAUCAUCCUGGAACAGAUAAUAUUAUGGCACUUAACAGUCGGUCUUCCCUCUUUCCCUUUGAAGACGCCUUCUUGGAUGAUAGCCACGGUGACCAGGCCUUGUCAUCGGGUUUGAGUUCUCCCACUCGCUGCCAAAAUGGGGAACGAGUGGAGCGCUACUCCAGAAAGGUGUUUGUCGGAGGCCUUCCUCCUGACAUCGAUGAAGAUGAAAUCACUGCCAGCUUUCGCAGAUUUGGGCCUCUUGUGGUAGACUGGCCUCACAAAGCGGAAAGCAAGUCAUAUUUUCCUCCUAAAGGCUAUGCCUUUCUGCUAUUCCAGGAGGAAAGCUCAGUACAAGCUUUGAUAGAUGCCUGCCUAGAAGAAGACGGGAAACUAUACCUGUGUGUGUCAAGCCCGACCAUCAAGGAUAAACCGGUGCAAAUUCGACCAUGGAACCUAAGUGACAGUGACUUUGUAAUGGAUGGUUCUCAGCCUUUGGACCCCAGAAAAACUAUCUUUGUCGGGGGAGUUCCACGACCCCUCCGAGCUGUUGAACUGGCAAUGAUCAUGGACCGUUUGUAUGGUGGUGUCUGCUAUGCUGGAAUUGACACGGACCCAGAGCUGAAGUACCCCAAAGGUGCUGGCCGUGUGGCGUUCUCCAAUCAGCAGAGUUACAUUGCAGCCAUCAGUGCGCGCUUUGUGCAGCUUCAACACAAUGACAUUGACAAACGGGUGGAAGUGAAGCCAUACGUGCUGGACGACCAGAUGUGCGACGAGUGCCAGGGCACGCGCUGCGGAGGGAAGUUCGCCCCGUUCUUCUGUGCCAACGUGACCUGCCUGCAGUACUACUGCGAGUACUGCUGGGCGAGCAUCCACUCGCGCGCCGGCCGCGAGUUCCACAAGCCGCUGGUGAAGGAGGGAGGCGACCGCCCGCGCCACGUGCCCUUCCGCUGGAGCUGAGCCGCCCGCGGGCCGCCAGGAGGGAAGGAGGGCACUGCCUCAGGGCUUACAGUGUUUGGAAAUCUGUGCAUUCGUUCUCGAUUUUUAAAGAAGAAAAUGGGUCUUUUUAUUAUUACUAUGAUUUACAGUCAUAUAACUGAACUCAGUGUCCAGUAUAAUGCAAACUUGCAGAGUGUAUAACGGUACUGAUCUGCACUUUGAUUCACACGUUUGUCUGCUUGGUACCUUAAUUUCUUACACCUGAUCUGUCACUCGUGACAGUGCAUAGACUGCCAUUCUCAUCAGCGGCCAUCGGGUUAGUGUCUGUGAUUCUUUUAUUUGUUGUUGUGUUAUCGUCUGAUUGUUUUAAACUGGAGCAUGCACUUAUUUUCAGAAACUUAGAGAGUUGCCCCUAGGACAAGACUUACCAAAGGUAAUACUCGCGAGUAGGUGGCAGAUGUAGCAAAAACUUCACGAUUCAACAAUUGUUAGCUGGGGUCUUUUAGAAUAAGGAUAACCCUUAAUGAAAAUAAGCCUUUAGUUGCUCUGUAUUUUGACUUUUAAGGAUACCUCAUAAGCUGGAUCUUUAAUUUUUCCUUCAUGUUUGAUUUUUGUUUUGCUGAAGAUUUUGGUUAGAUCUUUUAGUGUUAUGUAAAUUUAUGCUGCAAUAGCUUUUGCUGCUAUUAAAAUGGUAUAUUAAUACCAUAAUACUCUAUUCAGGCUAAGGUAUCAAUUAAAAACAAAAACAAAACCCAACAACACACUUUUGUGAUGUCAGCUGCCGGAGGGAGAACAGAGUAGACUUCAGAAAGCUUCAAAGGAAGGUCACUAUUUCUGACUGCAUGUUUACUUAAUCAGGUUGCUGCAUGCAAUAAAUUUUAUAUCCAAUGUCUAGUAUAAAACCUUCCCACAAUGCACAAAUUAAGACUCUAUAUAAGCUAUAAAAUACUCAUUUUUUUAAAGAAAGAUUUUUUUUCAUUAACGAAUUGGUAAUCGAGUGGAGGAAGGCAUGCCUCGACGCGUGGACUGCUUCUCAGCAGGAAGGGCCCGUACACGAAGGACCUAUAUUACAACAAUAUAAAACCUAGGUGUAGGAUACUCUUAAAGCAAACUUGUGGAUGGUAGAUGAAGUACUUUGCGGUGCUCUGUUAUAUAUUGUGCAAUUUAUUUUAUAUAGUAAAGUGAUUAUGUCUAACUGUGAUCAAACUUAACUGUUUUAAGCCUCUGUGUCAGACAUUAAUGAACCUGCCGGUUCAUAACUGGUAUAUUAUUAGGUAACACAUGAGCUCUUAGUUCCAGUCUCCUAGUGCUUGCACCAUUUUACAUAGUUUCAGACCUUGUCCAAAACACCAAAGAGCUCAUCUUAGCUUACAAACACUAAGAAACAUAUACAGUAUCUAGAGAUAAGUUGUCAGAUUGACAAGCUAGGCACAUCUUUUUAAAAGUUGUGUGAUGGUGAUGCUAAAGAAGUGUCUGUACAAAACGAGACGGCCUGGGCAAGUUGGUUGUCUGGGUGAGAAGUUAGUGAAUUCCCUGGAUUUCUCCUGUAAAGCUUGAAGAAAAUUAAGCCCUGCUAAUACUACCGUGGACAUUUUUUUAGCAUUCACUCUUGGGCUGCAGAUAGUAAUAUAUAAACACACACAAUGAUUGCGAGACUAUGUAACUCUUUUCUUUAAAUCUUUUUCCUAUGUUUUGGAAUUCUGGGGACAAUCUGACUGGAUAUGACACUGCAGAAUAGAUUUUAAGUCGCUGUGUUUCAUGUGCUGUGAUGUCCUUGUGCUGUCCUGAGGUAGCAUUGCUUGGUUUGGGGUUUUUUUCCUCCGUUGUUUAGUUGCAGUUACUGGCUCUCAAGUUAUAGUUUGUUUUCAAAAAGGAAAAACAAAAUAGUUUUUUACUAAAUUAAAAAUGCUUGUCAAAUCCUCCCCUUUUGAGGUUACCUCUGGGCUUGCUGGUAAUAAUUGUUUUUUUCCAGCCCAGACGUGGUUUUGCUUUUAUAUAUAUGUUUGUGGUUUUGUUUCUGUUUCUGUUUUUGUUUUUUAUCUGUACCAGAAAUUUUGUUAUGCACUACUACGUUUUGUAUUCUAGACAGUUUUCAAAAGUUGGCUGGAGAUUUUUUGUUUGUUUGUUUUUAAGGAAAAAGGCAUGCUUUCUGACUGACAUGAUCUUUUGCAAUACCUCAAUUUUGAAAUAUAGGAAAGAAAAUGAUAUUUUCUAAGUAAGUUUAUUCAGAAAAUAUAUAUUAAUUUAAUUCUGCAAGAAAAUGAUUUAACAGAUGGGUAACUUUAUUUUUUUCAUGCUUAUUUGUGUUUUUUGAAAAUGAAGAAGUUAGAGCUUUAUAACUAUAAUAUUAAAGAUCAUAUCUAACGUACAGAAAUCUACCUAAUUAUGUGAAAGAAGCAAAACUUUUUGAAGAAGCACCCCUCUUUCAUGUACUAAAAUAACACUGAGAUUUUUAAAAAGCUGAAAGAUUGCACAACAUAAAGCUAAAGUGAAGGCAAAAAAAAAA